Messenger RNA from Bursaphelenchus xylophilus (pine wood nematode), 4119 nucleotides. The record is from the annotation of a GenBank genome assembly. Lineage: Eukaryota; Metazoa; Nematoda; Chromadorea; Rhabditida; Aphelenchoididae.
AUGGACCCUAAGGAAAUGGUUGAAGAAAAAACUCAAAGCCUCUCGAGCCACUUGCGACGACUACUUGGACCAGCACUCGGUACGUUGAAAAAACAUAAGGCUACAUGCGACUCAAUCGGCGACUUCGAAAUGGUUACUGGAGAAACCCGAUCAAGACUUCUUAAAACCAAGGAAUAUAUCAUUGACCUUGAAGGCCCCACACAGAGCCUUACCAAAACACUGGAAAGAGUUAACAGUUACAUCGAGCAAUGGAGAGCCAUAUUAGAUCGGGUCAGCCUGGAGCAAUAUGAACUGGAGAAGAAGAUAAUGGAUGUUUUUCACGAAAAAACGAAGAUGCUUACUCUCCCGGAGGAAGCCGAGGAGAGUUUACUACGUGCACAGAAACAGCUAGCCAGAGCUCGGCUAGCAGAAAUGGAAUUGAAAUUCAACAUGGAAAACAAUGCGAGCACCGCAAACCUGACAGCGACUCAAACCUCGGUGGCAAUCCCAAUCACUAACGUGAAACUCCCGGCACUAUCCCUACCAACUUUCAACGGUGAACCAACUGCAUGGCCACAGUUCAUACAGCGGUUCCGUGGAACCAUCCACCGACGGAACGACUUGAAUGAUGUCGACAAACUCAAUUAUCUCAUUGGACUUCUGGAAGGAGACGCAAAGAAAAUGGUACAAGGGUACCAAAUCAGAGAUGAAAAUUAUUCUAUUGUCAUGGAGACAUUAGAAAAGAGGUUUGGAGAUGACAGAGUCAUUGUAAAUCAACUUAUUCAACGACUGAACACUUUGACACCGAAAGGAACAUCAAUACAUCACACCAAGGCAUACCUGCUCGAAAUGGACCAACUUCGUAAUCAAUUGAAACAAUACAAACGAUCCAUCGGAGACGACCAAUACUGGUACCUGAUAGAAUCAAGAAUACCAAAAUAUCUCGUAUACAAACUUCACGACCGGAAACGAAUCACUUCAGAGUGGAACAACGACAUUGCUACCAAUGAGCUAUUCGACAUGAUUAAGGAAGAAGAAGAAAUGACCAAGACGCGAAAGGAGAACCCCUUCCCUGUUCGAUCAUAUACUAUUCAAUCCGCGGAUCCUCCAAAGGCAAAAUUGUUACCAUGCCUGUUCUGCAAUUCGUCAUCACACCGUUCUUAUCAAUGCCACACCUGUCCCACAGUCAAGGAGCGGCGCGAUAAAAUCCGAGAACUACAUCGAUGUUACUGCUGCCUCCAGCCAUUCGAGAAAGCACACAACUGCGGAAAAACUUGCAGAAAGUGCAAUGGAAGCCAUAACCAACUCAUUUGCGAUGGAGAUCGACAACCAACUCCAGCUCGUCAAUUUCAGCAAGCUCGAGGAACCGGCCAGAAACCUGGAAACAUCCCGAUAGCAACACAGCAACAGCCUCGACCAUGGUUCAAUAAUCCCAAGAACCCCAACUUCACACCAAUCAAGAAUGUUAAGACGUUCACCACGACUUGCCAGGACGAAGAACGUCAAGAGACAGCAGUGAACUGUGCAUUUAGUACUGCGCCAUUUCUGAAGGAAGAAAAGCCGACACUACCUGUAGUGCCGAUUAGAUUAACGAAUGAAGACAGCGGAGAACAACUGGAACUUAUGGCAUUUCUCGACAGCGGUUCGGAAAAGAGCUAUAUCAGGAAAGAAGCAGCUCAAAAACUUGGCCUGGAAAACAAAGGAACGAAGGAACUGUACAUCAAAGGACUUGCGGGAAUGAACCAAAGGAAGAAAGUGGACGUAGUGGAAGCAACGGUGAAUCAUACGUUACCAGUGACCCUAUUCGCUACGGAAACGCUUGUCGGAAAAGUUGGCUACGCCGAACGUCAACCUGAUGGAUCGCAUAAACUUCGCACCGUGACACCAGACUUAUUAAUUGGAUCGGACUACAUGUUCCAAUUAUUGACCGACAGUACCUGCAUCGGCCCAAAUUUGAAGCAGUUUGAGACAGAUUUGGGAACCAUCAUACUUCAUCAACCACAACCUGAACGUAUUGCAACAUGGACAAAUCCAGCAAUCACUGGAGACGAUGAAAACAUGGAUCACCAAUUACAAAACCUAUGGAAACUGGAAAAUUUGGGAUUCUCAACACAACAUCCAGAAACUGUCGACGAAGCACUACUGGAACAAUUCAAGAGGGAUGUCGAAUUUGAUGGGAAACGUUACACCGUCAAAUGGCUUUGGAAUGAGAAGAAGUUGGAACUCUCAACAAACUUCGGAUUGGCCUUCUUCCGACUACAAACAACGAUGAGAAAACUUGAGAAAGAUCCAGAACUGAAGGUGAAAUACAAGAAAAUCUUCGACGAUCAACUCCAAGAAGGCAUAAUCGAGAAGGUUACCACGAAUGAAAUGGACAAUGUGAUUUCAUACGUUCCCCACCAAGCUGUAAUCCGUCCGGAUAAAGCAACUACGAAGAUUAGAGUUGUCUUUGAUUGCUCAGCUUCCCCCAAGGGAGGCAUAUCUCUGAAUGAUGCUCUCCAUCAAGGACCACUUCUUUUACCACAACUCGUCGGAAUGAUCCUUCGCUUCCGCCAUGGACGAUAUGUUACCAUCAGUGACGUCAAACAAGCCUUCCACCAGCUUGGAUUACAACCAUCGGAACGAGAUGCGGUCCGAUUCCUUCUUCCGAAAGACUGGUCCAGACCUGUAUCGAGGACAAAUUUCCAAGUCUACAGGUUCACCAGAGUUCUCUUCGGGGCGACUUGCAGUCCAAGCCUGCUUGCCCUGACGAUCAGGUAUCAUCUGGAGAGAUACCAUGAAGGGCAAGGAUUAAUUCAAAACAUCUAUGUGGAUAACGUCAUGGAAAUAGAUGAUUCGGAAGAAGAUCUGAAGGAACGAUGUCAAAGAACGAAGGAUAUUUUCGCCAACGCCAGUAUGGAGCUUCGAGAGUAUUACUCCAAUAGCGACAAGAUUAUGAAGUUCUUCAACCCAGAACCAGCCACAGUCACAAAGUUUCUUGGACAUCCGUGGAAACUCAAGGAAGACACCUUUGUCAUUCAAAGACCCAAGUUUACGUACGAUGGCGAUGGCACCGUAACAAAAAGAAUGAUGGUAUCUCAUCUCGGAAAAUUUUAUGACCCACUUGGACUUCUAUCUCCAACAAUGUUGCCAUUCAAACGGAUCCUUCAAAAGAUUUGGGACCUAGGGAUCUCAUGGGAUGAUCCCGUGCCCCAAGAACUUGUAUUCGAAUGGACGAAGUAUGUCGACGACGUGAAAGAAAUAGAAGUUCCGCGGAUGGUGGAACUAAAAUCAGAAGACGUCAACAUGGCGGUGUUCUGCGACGCAAGUUCAUAUGGUUUUGGUAUUGCUGCAUAUGUCAUUGGACCGAUGAAAAAACCUGCUUUAAUCUUUGCAAAAUCACGACUGUUCCCAAGCGAACUGAAGAAACGAUCGAGCAUCAAACUGACGAUUCCCAGAAAGGAAAUAACUUCGAUGUAUGGGGCAGCAAAAGUGGCCAAAUUUCUCAUGAAGGAACUACCACAAAUCAAGAACGUCAUCAUCUACUCAGACAGUCAAGUGGCCAUUCAACAGCUAUUACAUGAAGACGAUCAAACCAUCUAUGUCAGAAACAGAGUACGCGAACUUCAAAGCUACAGAAAGGAGAUGGAAUUUCGCUUUAUCGAUGGAAAACUCAAUCCCGCUGACAUUGCAAGUCGCGGAGCAAAAGUAACUGAGCUUAUGCACAACGAAUUAUGGUGGAAAGGACCGGAAUUUCUACUACAGGACAUCACGGAAUGGCCUUCAACAAUGGUUGUCCCAAAACUCACAGACGUUCCCACCGAGACGACGACAACAGCUACCGCGAAAUCCGACGAACCAGCCAGUCUCAUCACAAAAGACAUGAAUUGGAAGAAGCUGAUCAAUGUGACCAAACAUGUCAUCUGCUUCAUCAACAAAUGCCGCCCAGGUCGUACGCCAAUACCAGAAACUCCUCAAGAGGCGGGAAGGCGGCUCGUCAGAGCCGAGCAAGAAAUCUAUCCCCCCACCCCAAAAUUCAAACGAGACGACGUCUCUACAAGGAUGACAUUGGCACGUGGCGAGUGGACACCAGACUGGCGAACGCAGAACGAACGGAAAAUGCAAAGAACCCCAUCUGGCUACCUGUGGAGAGUCCGCUAG